AUGACGUCCAACAAACUUGUUAAGUGGAAUCAAAGUGUUGAUUGCUGUUCUUGGGAAGGUGUAACCUGCCAUGAGGGACGUGUUAUUGGUCUCGACCUGACCAAUGAAUCCAUCUCGGGUGGACUUGAUGAUACAAGCAGCCUCUUCAGUCUUCAGCAUCUCCAGAGCUUGAGUUUGGCUUAUAACGACUUCAACUAUUCUCAGAUUCCAUCACAAUUUGACAAGCUGGCGAAUUUGAGUUAUUUGAAUCUAUCAUACGCCAACUUUGUAGGGCAAAUUCCUAUUGCUAUUUCGCAUUUGACAAGGUUGGUUACUCUUGAUUUAUCUUGCAAUUAUUAUCGCCUUUAUCUCGAGAAUCCAAAUUUAAAUAUGCUCAUUCAGAACCUUUCGGACCUUAUCGAACUUCAUCUUGAUGAUGUAGCAAUAUCAAUGCAAGGUAAGGAGUGGUGUCGGAUUUUAUCAUCUUCGUUGCCAAAUCUGAGAGUGUUGAGCUUGUCAAACUGCGAUCUUUUAGGCCCUAUUGAUUCCUCAUUACGGAAUCUUAAGUCUCUCUCAGUUAUUCGUUUGAAUGGUAACAACAUUGCUUCUCCAGUUCCAAUUUUUUUUGCAAAUUUCAAAAAUCUGACAUCUUUGGAAGUCUCCUCUUCUUGGUUGAAUGGAACAUUUCCAAAAAAGAUCUUUCAGGUUCCAACGCUACAAAUGCUUGACUUAUCAAACAAUGAAGACCUGCAAGGUUCUUUGCCAGAAUUUCCUCUAAAUGGAUCUUUUCGAACCAUGGUGCUUAGGGGAACAAAUUUUUCUGGAACAUUGCCACAUUCUAUUGGCAAUCUUAAAAUGUUGUCAACAUUAGAUGUUUCGUAUUGCAAUUUCAGCGGAUCAAUUCCAGACUCAAUGGCAAGCCUCACACAAUUGGUUUUUUUGGACAUGUCAUCGAACAUGUUUAGUGGAUCAAUUCCAGCAUUUAGCAUGGCCAAGAAUCUAACCAACCUAGACCUUUCUUCCAAUAAUCUUACUGGUCAGAUUACUUCCACUCAGUGGGAACAACUUUUGAAAUUGGAAUAUCUUUACUUGGAUAAAAAUUCACUGAAUGGGAGUAUUCCAGUUUCUCUAUUUUCCCUUCGGUCGUUGAAAGUCUUAGGACUCUGGUCCAACCAAUUUUCUGGUCAACUCAAAGAAUUUUCCAAUGUUUCUUCUUACAUGCUAGAAUAUAUUGAUUUGAAUGACAACCAGUUGGAAGGACCAAUACCCAUGUCUAUCUUUGAAUACCGAGGUCUUAAAGGCCUAUCACUUGGUUCAAACAAAUUUAACAACUCCCUGGACCUUAGUGUGAUUCAGCCGUUAAAAAAUCUUUCAUACCUUGAUCUUUCUCACAUCAACUUGUUGACUGAAUAUAAUGAUUUUAACUUUUCAUUAUCCUUGGUUCAGCUUCAAACAGUAAUUCUCGCUUCUUGCAAGUUGAAAAAAUUUCCUGAUUUCUUGAGAAACCAAUCCAAUUUAUACUAUCUAGACCUUUCAAAUAACCAAAUCUAUGGAGAGUUGGCAACAAGCAUCGGUCAAUUCGGUGCCUUUGCUCAAUAUUUGUCUUUUUCAAGUAAUAAAUUCCAUGGGAGCAUCCCUAGAUCAAUAUGCAAUGCUACACAACUUCAACUUAUAGAUCUGUCCAAUAAUUCCUUUGGUGGCGAAAUUCCCCAAUGCUUGAUUGAGAUGAGUGGUAUAGAACUUGAGGUGCUGAAUUUAAGGAAAAACAAACUCAACGGCACAAUUCCUGAUGCAUUUUCAGAUAAUUGUGAUUUACAAAUUUUAGCUCUCAAUAAAAACCAACUAGAAGGAGGGUUACCAAAAUCUUUGGCCAAUUGCUCUAGGUUGGAGGUCUUGGACAUUGGAAACAACCACAUCGAGGGUACCUUUCCAUUUUACUUGAACCACGCAUCGUUGAGGGUCCUUGUUUUGCGAUCUAACAAAUUUUACGGGCCCAUUUCUAAUCCAAAACAUAAUGCCCCCUGGCCGAUGCUUCAAAUUGUUGACGUAGCUUCAAAUAAUUUUACUGGUAACCUUCCUAUAAUGCUUCUUUCGUCUUGCAUGGCAAUGAUGGAUCGUGCACAUGAGGCACACUCAAGGCUCAGCUACCUCCAGAUUAGUACUCCUAAUGGUUUUUACUAUCAAGAUACGAUAACAAUUACUAACAAGGGUUUAGAGGUGGAGUUGGUGAAGAUCCUAACUAUCGUCGUGAACCUUGACUUCUCUUGCAACAACUUUGACGGUCCUCUACCUAAAGAAAUUGGAGAACUCACACUGUUAUAUAUUCUUAACCUGUCGCACAAUGCUUUAACGGGCGAAAUCCCAGCAUCUCUGGGAAAAUUGAGUAAUCUUGAGUCUUUAGACCUGUCAAACAAUGAGCUUACUGGUAAGAUUCCUGUGCAACUCGCCAAUGGUCUUAUUUUCCUGUCGGUCCUAAACCUUUCAUUCAACCAACUGGUGGGACAAAUUCCAUUCAUCAAGCAAUUUGCUACAUUUUCGGAAAAUUCCUUCAAAGGAAACGAAAGAUUAUGUGAUUUGCCUUUGAAAUCACAGUGCUCACUUGAGGAGCCACGAUUGCCACCUCCGACAUAUGAAGAAAGUAAUUGGAGUAUGAUUGAUUGGAAUUACAUAAGUGCUGAAUUGGGAUUUGUUUUUGGGUUUGGAUUUGCAAUUGGGCCCCUUAUGUUCUGGAAGAGAUGGAGGAUAUGGUAUUACAAACAUGUUGAUGACAUUCUUUUCAAGAUCUUCCCUCAACUGUAUCUUGGAAAAGAACAUCAUCGAAGACAAACAUUCAGAAACCAAGGGCUGAGGCACUAGUUAUAGUUAUGUUCAGAUGCAACACCUCUAGAGAUAUAUUGCUCCAAAUUUACUCUGGAGGAAGUAUGCUGAAGUCUGUAAGGCCUCUCCAAUGGCAGUUAUGCUCGGUUGCUGAUAUACUACUUUAUGUGUAAUAAUUUGCACUACUUUUGUUAUGUUGUCUGAAUUAUAAUUAUUUUUCCUAUUUAUUGCUAUGUCUUAGUGUUGCUUGUGCUUGAAAAGCAUGUGGACCGAAUCCUACUCAAUAAAUAAUUGAUUAAAAA
Messenger RNA from Alnus glutinosa, 3098 nucleotides. Its product is annotated as receptor-like protein 6. Gene Ontology annotation, molecular function: protein binding. The transcript has 2 exons. Bases 1 to 2835 code for a protein of 944 amino acids. The record is from RefSeq and is a predicted model, not a curated record. Lineage: Eukaryota; Viridiplantae; Streptophyta; Magnoliopsida; Fagales; Betulaceae.